GAUGAUGAUAGCAAUGAUAGAACCCGGGUAUGGUACCCGCAUGGAGCCGGCCAGCCGACGCUGUUUAUAGGGUCCCUGUUGGUUCUUUAUUUUAAGGGGUCCCCUAGUAUCAUGACUGUGUGGUGGACGGACGUACUACGCAAGUCGCGGUAGUUGCAACUUGCCGUGUAGCUUUUAGAUUGCGCGAGGACACCUUAGCACUGCCGUUGUUCGCAGUUGCAAAGGCUACGAACUCCAUGCUAGUUAUCGCUGUUCUGCGAACCAUUUUCUCGAGAGUAUAUAAUAAUAGGAACUUUGUUUGUGCAAUCAUGAGCACUACACUGAAUGAGUCUCCUCGCGACAUAGUAGAGGAGAGUGAUGGUGGUUGCGGAGUGAAGAGAAAAGCCGAAGAACCGGUCACUGGCUUGGACAUAAAGAAGAUUAGGCAAGGGCAAAAAGAGCUGCGACCCGGCUUUGGCAGCGACAGAUUCGACGAGACAGAAUACUACUUUCAGCAUGGUCUGCGGAAAGUGUACCCUUACUAUUUCACCUACACUACAUUCUGCAAGGGACGCUGGGUAGGACAUCUUCUUGUUGAUGUGUUUACCAGGGAGUUCAGAGCUCAUUCAAGAGAAGUCUAUGAAAAUGCUAUAAAAGCUGGCCUUGUAACAGUGAACAAUAAGGUUGUAGGCACAGACUAUCGUCUCAAAGACAAUGACCUUCUGGCCAACACUUUGCACAGGCAUGAAGUUCCUGUUCUUGGAGCACCCAUAAAGAUACUUCAUAAUGCUGAUGACAUGAUUGUUGUUGAUAAACCACCAUCUGUACCUGUUCAUCCAUGUGGAAGGUAUCGUCACAACUCUGUUAUUUUCAUCCUGGCCAAGGAACAUGGCUUGCAGAACUUGCACACUGUACACAGGCUGGACAGGCUCACGUCUGGACUGCUGCUUAUGAGCCGCUCAGUGGACAGAGCCCGGGAGCUGGAGAAUGAGAUCAAGGGCCGGCUGGUCGCCAAGGAGUACCUGUGUCGAGUUGAAGGCUGUUUUCCAGAUGACACAGUAACCUGCUGUGAGCCCAUAGAGGUUAUCUCUCACAAGAUUGGAGUCUGUGGUGUGAGCGCUCAUGGGAAGGAGUGCAAGACAGAGUUUAAGAGGCUCAGUUACAACGGAAAGUCCAGUGUUGUGCUGUGCAAGCCAUUCACCGGCCGCAUGCAUCAAAUCCGUGUGCACCUGCAGUAUUUAGGUUACCCAAUUGUUAAUGAUCCACUCUACAAUCACACAGUUUUUGGAUCUCAAAAAGCUAAAGGUGGCCUCACAGAGAAAACGAAAGAACAGUUGGUGGAGGACCUUUUGGAAGUACAUAACCUUAAAAAGUGGCUGGGCCCUGAAAUGGAUUUGACUUCAGAUGGCUGUUUGCCAGAAGAUGAGGGCUGUGGUGGUGGUGACACAAUGGAUAGAUGUGAACUCUUGGAGAAGCCUGCCACCAGCCAUUUCCCAGAAAGCCUAAAUCACUACUUGGAAGGUGCAGAGUCUGUGACAUUUCGUGCCAUGACGGAGAAGCAAGCUUUUGACAAGGCGAAAUUUGUGCGUCGCCAAGAAUGCUUGGAGUGUCGUUGCAAGUACAAAGACCCUGAGCCCAAGGAUCUUCUUAUAUAUCUGCACUGCCUGCGCUACAAGGUGCGUCGAUCAAUCCGGGGUGGCAGUGCCCUUCGGAGAACGAGCGAGGACGACAAUGCUAACCGACCAUGCGUCGCCUUGGCAAAAGGGUGUUUGCAGUAUGGGGGCCCCAGGAUUCGUCACAGUCUGCCGACACACGAGGCGACCAAGGAGAAAGGCAGCUCUGGAAUGUAGAGGCGCCGAAUGAGUUCGGCGGGCCAACUAUUGUUACCCAACUCCCCAACGCGGACCUGAUCUGCUACAGGUAGGGGAGUUGCCGUGGGAAUGUCGUUGUAGGCUCCUUCCCACACGCCGAGCAAGACGCAAGACAGUGUGCUACCCGGGCGCGCUACCCGGGACGGCUUGGAGUUCUACGAAGCCCCUCUGACAUCGGCUCCGGACCAUUGGACCUGUGUGUGUGUGUGUGUGUGUGUGUAACCCGUCCCGGGGAGAGGCGGCCUUUUUACAAUGACUGGACGAACGUUUCCAUCCCCUUGGAAUCAAGGGGGGACCAAGCGCUUAUAAGCAGCGAUUGUCGGCUGCUAGAGUGUGCUCGUCGUCGUGCUCUAUGCUCGAAAUGUACUCGUGAGCUGUGUGCUCGUUUGCUGUAUGUUCGUCUUGCGGGCUCCAUUUGGGAGUCACGCAUAGACUGUUUAAAUGUAUCUCUUGUUCAAAAUGUUAAUAUGUAAAUAAACCCUGCUCACCUA
This is a messenger RNA of Dermacentor albipictus, 2341 nucleotides long. RefSeq names its product pseudouridylate synthase RPUSD2-like. The record is from RefSeq and is a predicted model, not a curated record. Lineage: Eukaryota; Metazoa; Arthropoda; Arachnida; Ixodida; Ixodidae. Gene Ontology annotation, biological process: enzyme-directed rRNA pseudouridine synthesis. Gene Ontology annotation, molecular function: RNA binding; pseudouridine synthase activity.